AUGGAUAAUAAGGAGUUUGAUGAAAGGUUAAUUUUAAAAGUGGAGGCCAAUCCAGUGCUUUACAAUAAAGCCGACCCUUUCUAUUCCGAUAGAAAUAAGAAGGAACAAAUUUGGAAAUACAUUGGAUAUGUUUUGAAUGCAGAUGUAACAACGUGCAAAGAUAGAUGGAAGAAUUUGAGAGAUACAUUCUCGAAAUAUUACAAAAAAGAAAAAAAUGUGCCGAUUGGGUCGCAGGCAUAUGCGAAGAAGCCAUGGCCGUAUUUUGAAAUAAUGAAGUUUUUAGUUCCGAACAUCGAAGUGCCAAGAACUGUCAUGAAUAUGGCACGAGGAAAAGAAAACUCAUUCCAAUUGCAGGAUGAUUCCGAGGACUCAUUCCCUACGGUAUCAUGCUGGACUUCAGAAACACCAUCACCACCAGCAAGAAAGAGAAAAAGGGAGUCUGAUACUGAAAAGGAUUUGGCGGCAUUGACUCAAAUCAAUGAGCCAGAGUCAACUCCGCUGGAGACAUUUUUUUGUCACUCGCACAACGUGCCAGUUCUUGGACCCGGCGGAAGCAAUCAAAACUUGAGGUGCAGACAUUGA
This is a messenger RNA of Eupeodes corollae, 582 nucleotides long. RefSeq names its product transcription factor Adf-1-like. Bases 1 to 582 code for a protein of 193 amino acids. The transcript has 4 exons. Gene Ontology annotation, cellular component: transcription regulator complex; nucleus. Gene Ontology annotation, biological process: regulation of transcription by RNA polymerase II. Lineage: Eukaryota; Metazoa; Arthropoda; Insecta; Diptera; Syrphidae. The record is from RefSeq and is a predicted model, not a curated record.